CUCCUUCAUAAGUUAAAGUCCAAAAAUGCUUUUAGCUUUUUUCUAUAUAACUCGUCUCUAGAUCACUCAACUUCGUCAUUACCAAGAGAAACGGUGUGUUCUUAUCCUCUCAGAGCUUCUUAUCACUUUGAUCUCAACCAUUGAAUCCACAGGUAAAAAUAGAAACUUUACAAGUUUUAAGCUUUCGUUGAUGGAACAAGUUGUGUAAAAGAGACAGAACUGAAGUUAGAUAAAUGGAUAAACAAGUGAGAGAGGAAGCUACAUGGGUUCCUCAGACACCCAUCAAGCCAAUUACUCCGAUCUACCCAGAUCAGACUCAGACAGAGGAAAGGAGAUUCUCUGGGAACAAAGACAAGAGUGGUCUUGACCAUUUGUCUUGUCUAGAUUUGCUGGCUUUGGCCAACACUGCUUCAUCAGUGUAUUUCUCAGGACAGACUGGGAUUGAUAAAGAACAUGUUAUCAAGACUCCUGAGAAGCCAAAGAGGAAGAAGCAUAGGCCAAAGGUUGUUAGAGAAGUGAAACCGAAAAACAAUCCUAAACCCAAAGCUCCAAAUAAGCCUAUUGUUGUGGGUGAAGAAACCAAAACUCCCAAGAGGAAGUAUGUGAGGAAGAAAAAAGAAGUUGGUGAGGAUCAAGAGUACACACCAGUUGAAGAAUCAGCAGCAACUGAAGAGGCUACAAGUCAUACCAAGAAGCCUUGUAGAAGAGCCUUGGACUUUGAGGAUGAGAGUCUCAAACCUGAAAACAGAGAUGAGAAGGGAUCAGCCAAUGGAGAAAAGCAGGAUCAAGACAUAGAAGAUUGUCAUAUGGCAGUGCCUAGCACUCCUAAGAGAAAGCGUAGUAGCCAAAACAGAAGAAUGGGAAAGGAACCUGUGAAGAAGAUUAAUGAGGCACAAGUCACAAAGAGGAGACAAGGAAAAGAACCAACUAGUGAUAUAUAUUUCUGUGGGAAACAAUACGAGCAGGUGUUUGAGUACAAUGAAGCGCAGGCGUUUGGGUACAAUGAAGAGCUUUGGUGGUCUCAAGCCAUUACAAACACAUCAUACGCUGGACAACAACUUGUUGCACAAGAGUCAAGCUGCUACAUUUUCGAUUCUGAGGCCAGUGCUAGUGGAGUCCUAACCUUUCAAGGAAGUCAGAUUUUUGAGUCUACUGCUUGCUUGGAUAAGAUAGACACCCCAACAAAGAAGAGAACUACAGGCCAUGCUCGGUUCCGGGAUUCAUCUUCCAUAAACAAAGCUACACAAGUUCUUGCUAAGAGGCCGGUGGCUUCGAGCAGAAAGAAGAGACCCACUAACUCUCAGAAAUCACAGAACAAUCUGCUCACUAUUCUCCCUAAGCAUCCCCAGUUUCUACCUUCAUGUGCUGGGCUAUCUCCAGAUGAUAUUUGGAGACAACGUUACUCUGUUGAAGCAAUCAGUGAGCUAAUGCGUCUACUAGACAUCAACAGAGAGUACUCAGAAACUGCUGUUGUUCCUUAUGCAAUGAACAACAGCAGUUACAGCAUAGGAAACCAGGUUGCAAUCUACAACGGUGGCCCUGGAGCAAUUGUGCCUUCAACUCGUGUUAAAAAACCACGGCGUGACCGAGCAAAGGUUCAUAUAGAUACUGAGACAGAUAGAGUCUGGAAGCUUCUGAUGGAUAAUAUUGAUAGCGAAGGUGUUAACGGAUCAGACGAGAAGAAGGCUAAAUGGUGGGAGGAAGAACGUAAUGUGUUUAGAGGAAGAGCAGACUCAUUUAUAGCACGAAUGCAUCUUGUACAAGGGGAUAGGCGUUUUACUCCAUGGAAAGGUUCAGUUGUUGAUUCCGUGGUUGGAGUGUUUCUCACUCAAAACGUUUCUGACCAUCUCUCAAGCUCUGCGUUCAUGUCACUAGCUUCGGAAUAUCCUGCACCAGUAGUACCCAGCAGUGACUUUGAAGUGGGAUCAAGCUCCAUGCCUUCUAUCCGGAUAACUUACUUGGACUCAGAUGAACCAGUCUCAAACCCACAAGUUCAUAAUGAGAUUUCUGCUACUGUAAACAUCACACAGCAUGAUGAGGAAAAGGAGGAUUAUGUAAACAGCAAUGACACCUCAAGGAGCAGCAGUGAGAUUGCCAGCUCAGGGAAUGAAUCAGUUGUCAAGACUAUGGAUUCAAAGGCGCAGGUGGAUUCAGACAGAACUGCUUCAAGCGUAGAAGUUAACAAGACAGUUCAGACGUUCAUUGUCCAAGAGCUGUUUCCAUCUGAAGAUUCUGUACUUACAUGUCAGAACUCGUUGGUUUUUGAUACUCCUCAAAAGACAGAGAGGGCAGGAUCAAGCUUUGAGAUCAACUCAGAAGCAGAGCAUAAUACAUCAUAUGUGAAGCUCCUAGAGUCGCAGGGGUCUAUUCAGCUACAAGGGAAAGGAAAAGGCGUUACCACAGCUGAUACUGUCUCAGUCGAAGAGGCUAAUCAGUGUUCAAGGCAAGAAGUUGGGGUUUCAAGCACCCCAAACACGUCUCCUGGUGACUGUAGCUCAGAGGUUAAAGACCUCAAAUCACUGAAAGGGAAAACAAAGUGUUCUGAUGAUGAACCAUGUUGUUUCUUUGGGGAUGUGUUGAGUGUUCAGAAACCAGACAUACCUGAAAGCUCUAGCAGCGGUCAUUCCACAAGACCGGUGAUAGAAACAUCAAUUCCAGAUAUUAAUGAAAGCACAACCUGUCUUGAUGUCCAAGAAGGUACAGAGAAACAAACAGGACCUGACUCACUACUAUCCAAAGAGCUCAAUCCUAAGGAUAAGGCUACUUUCAAUGCAAGUGGGAAAAAGGUUUUAAAGGAGGUAAAAGAGGGGUUUGAUUGGGACGGUUUAAGAAGAGAAGCGCAAGGCAGAGAAGGCAAAAGAGAGAAAACAGCAAGGACACUGGACUCUGUGGACUGGGAGGCCAUAAGAACAGCAGAUGUUGAUGAAGUAGCUGAAACCAUUAAGAGCCGUGGGAUGAACCAUAAACUUGCUGAACGUAUACAGGGCUUCCUUAAUCGACUGCUUACAGAGCAUGGGAGUCUUGAUCUCGAAUGGUUAAGAGACGUUCCACCUGACAAAGCAAAAGAGUAUCUUCUGAGCUUCAAUGGAUUAGGCCUAAAAAGUGUGGAGUGUGUUAGGCUUCUAACCCUGCAUCACCUUGCUUUUCCUGUUGAUACCAAUGUUGGACGCAUAGCAGUUAGACUCGGAUGGGUACCCCUUCAACCGCUACCUGAGUCCCUUCAACUCCAUCUUCUAGAAAUGUAUCCUGUGCUUGAGUCUAUACAGAAGUAUCUUUGGCCACGUUUAUGCAAAUUCGACCAAAAAACAUUGUAUGAACUGCAUUACCAAAUGAUUACUUUUGGAAAGGUGUUCUGUACAAAGAGCAAACCCAAUUGCAAUGCUUGUCCGAUGAGAGGAGAAUGUAGACACUUUGCUAGUGCAUUUGCCAGUGCGAGGUUGGCUUUACCCGGUUCAGAGAAAGGAAUGGAGACACCUAAUAUGCCUCUACAGAGCCUGCCAGAGCCAUUGCGGAGACAGCAGGGGUUAGAAGUAGUCAACCACUCAGAAGCAGCAUUCAAGGUGACAAGUUGUGAACCGAUAAUUGAAGUGCCAGCAUCACCAGAGCCAGAGUGUGAAGAAGUAUCAUUAGCUGACAUAGAGGAUGCUUUCUUUGAAGAUCCUGAAGAGAUUCCAACAAUAAGACUGAACAUGGAUGCAUUUACAAAUAACUUGAAGAAGAUUUUUGAACACAGCAAGGAACUACAAGAAGGAAACAUGUCUAGCGCUCUGGUUGCGCUUACCGCUGAGGCUGCAUCUCUCCCAAUGCCUAAGCUCAAGAACAUUAGUCAGCUGAGGACAGAACACCAAGUCUAUGAACUCCCAGAUGGCCAUUCUCUUCUAGCUGAGUUUGAGAAGCGAGAAACUGAUGAUCCAUGUUCGUAUUUGCUUGCUAUAUGGACGCCAGGUGAAACGGUUGAUUCUAUUCAACCAACUAGAAGCAAAUGCAUUUGGCAAGAAGCGGGCAAAAUGUGUGAUGAGCCAACUUGUUUCUCAUGCAACAACAUUAGGGAGACGCAAUCACAAACUGUUAGAGGGACCAUCUUGAUACCUUGUAGAACAGCAAUGAGAGGUAGCUUCCCACUUAACGGGACAUAUUUCCAAGUCAACGAGGUGUUUGCGGAUCAUGAGUCUAGUCUAACGCCAAUUGAUGUUCCAAGAGAAUUGUUAUGGAACCUAGCUAGAAGAACUGUGUACUUUGGCACAUCUAUCCCAACUAUAUUUAAAGGUUUAACUACAGAAACAAUUCAACAAUGUUUCUGGAGAGGGUAUGUAUGUGUGAGAGGAUUUGAGAGGAAGACAAGAGCACCAAGGCCUUUGAUUGCGAGACUGCACUUCCCAAAAAGCAAAAUGAAGGCACAGGGUGUUCAGGAUGAUGCAUAGGUAGAAGGAAACAAACUCGGCUUAUGGUUUACCAACAAGCCAAUGUAUAAUAUAUAACAUAAAACGUAGAGUUGUAACGGGUCUUUAAACCUCCAUGUUAGUGUGUCUUUGUUUGUAUUAAAUACUAAAAGUCUCAAGAACCAGACUAGUAGGUAGCUUAAUUCUCUCCCAAGUAGAUUUGAAUCAUUUCUUGACUCGCUAGAGACAAAUCAUUUGUUUUAUUUGUAUUACUGGUUUACCCGAACCAAAAUAAUCGGUUAAGAUGGUUUAACCGGACAAAAUAAUUUAAGAUCA
Eruca vesicaria subsp. sativa (arugula) is the source of this 4715-nucleotide messenger RNA. The record is from the annotation of a GenBank genome assembly. NCBI's taxonomy places the organism in Eukaryota, Viridiplantae, Streptophyta, Magnoliopsida, Brassicales, Brassicaceae.